AUUAUUCCUACUAUUUCUAUUACGAGUAAGAGUAUGAGGGCAAUUGACAUUCUUAGGCAAUGUAUAAGGGCCCCAAUUAGGGCCUUGGGCCGGGCUUGCGACUUCUACGUAAGGAGCAUGACCGGGUGCGCGGGUCGGGUGCCACACGGGCCGAUCUUCGGCAUGUCGGGCGUGGUUUUCUCGCCGAUGCCCGGCGGCCGCAACCACGGGUUCUACCGGUCGGUGGUGGUCGACGACGACGACGACGGCGACUAUUACUACAAGCAACUUAUUUGGGCCGCAUCGAACCGGAGUUUGGGCCCCGGCCCGGCCCAACCCAUCGGCCGGGGCACGGCGCCGAUGGAGAGGAUCGACGAGGAUGAGGCUUGUGAGUUCGCGGGCGACGCAGAUUCAGGUUUGGGUCCGCAGAGUCGGCAUCGCCCCGUUGUGGCCCUAAGAGGCCCAAGUUGA
Messenger RNA from Ananas comosus (pineapple), 450 nucleotides. RefSeq lists its product as uncharacterized. NCBI's taxonomy places the organism in Eukaryota, Viridiplantae, Streptophyta, Magnoliopsida, Poales, Bromeliaceae. The record is from RefSeq and is a predicted model, not a curated record. The coding region runs from base 34 to 450 and encodes 138 amino acids. The transcript has a single exon.